GGCAGGAGGAAGACGCCUCUCUGUUCGCUCUCUCAGCUUCUGGAUCAGAUUCUCCUGAUUUGGGGUUUCAGGAUCGGAUUCCUCCAGAGAAUUUAGGCAAAGUGCUGAAGAGCUGCAGCUGGAGCGACCCGUUCAGGCGGUUCUGGAAAUCAAGUGGAUUUUUCUCCUGGUUAUUUCCGAGUCAAUGUUCUGCAGAUGUUUCUGUCCUGCUGUGACGGGAGGAAAACCGGCUGGAACUGAUCAAACAGCGUUGGCUAAGUGGGUCAGAACCGGACCUGUACCAUGUGAAACUGAACUCCUGCAAACUUUGCCGGAUCACCCAGAACCCUUCGCGCGGUGAGGACAGGAAUGCGGCUGCAGCUGGACCUGAAGGAUCAUUGUUGGGUCUGAUCAUGGGUCAGCCCUGUCGCCGUUAAACCCGCUUCUCCUGGGGGUCAUGAGGUCCGACCCGGACUGAAGACAGAUCCAGACCCAGAGGGAUCCGGCUCCUCGGGGAGAUGGCAGCGGCCAUCGCCAGCUCCCUGAUCCGACAGAAGCGCCAAGCGCGAGAGUCCAACAACGAGAAGGUCGCCACCAACAAGAAGCGCUCCAGCCCCAGCAAAGACCCGCGCUCUCUCUGCGAGAGACACAUCUUCAGCGUCUUCAGCAAGGUCCGAUUCUGCAGCGGGAAGAAGCGGCCAGUUCGCCGGAAACCAGAGCCGCAGCUGAAAGGCAUCGUGACUCGUCUCCACAGCGAGCAGGGCUUCUUCCUGCAGAUGCUGCCCGAUGGGACCAUCAGCGGCUGCAAAGACGAGAACAGCGACUACACUCUGUUCAACCUGAUCCCAGUGGGGCUGAGGGUGGUGGCCAUCCAGGGCGUGAAGGCCGCCCUCUAUGUGGGCAUGAACGCUGAGGGCUUCCUCUACACAUCUGAUAUUUUCACACCAGAGUGUAAAUUUAAGGAGUCUGUGUUUGAGAACUACUACGUCAUCUACUCGUCCACCCUGUACCGGCAGCACGAGUCGGGCCGGGCCUGGUUCCUGGGUCUGAACAAGGACGGCAUCAUUAUGAAGGGGAACCGAGUGAAGAAGACUAAACCCUGCUCACAUUUCGUUCCCAGACCCAUUGAAGUUUGCAUGUACAAGGAGCCGUCUCUGCAUGAGCUGGAGGAGAAGCUGCUGAAGUCAUCGCGGAGCCCGACACUGAACAGCGGCCGCGCCAGGAGCCUGGACCGACCACAGCGGCGGUCCGCCAACUCCUCCACAGAGCGGGAGGCGUCAUAGCCUGCAGCGCCCCCACAGGAGGAGGAGGAAGAGGAUGAGAACUCCCAUUUUAACAAUCCCUGUGUUCAGCAACUACAACCACACCGACCAACCGCCAAGACAACGAUGACGAAGAAAACAAUGUAAAAAGAAGAUUUUAAAAAUCCGGGGAAAUUCUUCUUGCUUGUGAUGAAAUAUUUUAACGAGCAAGGGCAUGGGGGAGGGGCUUGCUUGGAAAUGAAAAAAAAAAUCAGGACGUUGAUUGAGAUUUACAUUUUAUGCAAAAAGUCCUGCUGAAAUAGUGCCAGGAGGCUAGCACACCUACUCCUCAUCAACACAUUGUAAUCAUCAUCAUUUCUGUCACAAUGAUGACGAAAUAUCUGUGGAGUCGGGCAAGCGCUCCGAACUCUGAAGCUUUAAGCCAUGUAGAAACUUCACUUCUCUUUAUUUUCUAAUGAAUGCUAAAACCUUCGCACUUCCCACACGCUGUGCUUCUUCUUCUUCUUCUUCUUCUCCGUGUUUUCUGUCGAAUCAGACGGAGGAGGUUCUGUUUCAGGUGCCACAAUUUGUUUAGUUUCUUUGUUUGAAAGGUCAGGGACUUGUUCUGGGUUUAGUCACAGACACUGCCGAUUCAAAGGUCUGGUGAGGUAAUGGUACACAGGAACUUCUUGGGUUGUCUGGACUGGACAAUUUUCUCUAAACAGAGUCAGGAGAGGGCCAUAUUUUGCUGUCAAGAUCUUCGUAUUUGUUCACUACAAACUACACAAAGUCCACUUUUCUGCAUGUUUCAGAUUGUUCAGCACUGUUAGAGUGAUUUUUAUGCUCCCAUCCUGUACCGCUUAGAGUCUCUUUCUAGGAAAACCAUCUUCAAACACUUCAAAGUGUGGAGCUUUAACCUUUGAAACAACAACUUUAGUUUCCUUCUCGAAAGCAAAAAAGAAAGACAACAAAGCCAGGUGCUCUUGAUGAAAUUCAUUUGAAGAAAAAAAAACAUGCUAACAGAUGUUAGUAUGAACCAAAAUUAACAACUUUCCCCUAUUUUACCUUGUCUUGAUAAAUAAUGUGGUUAAAUAUUCUGUCAAACAUUACUAAAAUCACCAUACAAGAAAACAGGUAAAACCAUUUGUUAACAUUUCUGUGUUUAAGUUUUUACCUGAGUGGAAAUGCAUUUUGUUGGUAGGGGGCACUUCCUGCAUGUCAGUUGAAGUUAAAGGCAAAAAACUUAGUAUGGAAACAAAGUUUUACCACAAACCUGAACCCUGAAUUUGACGUCCAACUCACUGGGAAGAAGGUUCGGUUUGUGAGGACAUCAGGGCCUGAUAAAGCUGGUGACCAGACUGGGUCCUCAUGGGGACAUAAAAACAAGAACACACACAACCAAACCUUUAGCUUUUCUGUCAUCCUUGUUACAUGAAAUUCAUUUCCAGCUAAAUGCUUGUCUAAAUAUAACCCAAAAACCUGGACUUUAAUACCAUUGAGGUUAUUGAGAAUGUUGAUGUUUAAGCCAGAAAAGCUCCCAAUGAGGCAACAAAAAUAAGUACACAUACAGGUCUCUCUAUAAACUACAUGAAGUAAUGCAAAAAUAACUCUAUGUACAAGACACAUUUUUUCAUUUCUCUGUCUGUGGAGAAGUAAUUACAUUUUUCAAAAUAAAAGAAGUGUAUGUAAAGCUAGCUAAGGUCAAUAAAUGAAAUACAUUUUAUUGA
Xiphophorus hellerii (green swordtail) is the source of this 2947-nucleotide messenger RNA. Its product is annotated as fibroblast growth factor 12. The transcript has 5 exons. Gene Ontology annotation, molecular function: growth factor activity. The coding region runs from base 498 to 1262 and encodes 254 amino acids. Lineage: Eukaryota; Metazoa; Chordata; Actinopteri; Cyprinodontiformes; Poeciliidae. The record is from RefSeq and is a predicted model, not a curated record.